GAAGACUGUCUGUUUCUUAACGUCUUCCUCAAAGAAAUCAAUGUCACCCCUCAAGCACGAAAGAAAGUUCUCGUGUACAUACACGGUGGGGCUUUCUUCUUGGGAUCUUCGAUAUCUUUUAAUCCCGGAAGUAUUGUCACGGACCACGACAUUAUUGUUGUCGUCAUUCAGUAUCGAAUCGGCGCUCUCGGGUUUCUGACGACAAAAAAUCAGGCUGCCCCUGGAAACUACGCUCUCUGGGAUCAAACUCUAGCAUUGAAAUGGGUUAAAAACAACAUUGGUGCUUUCGGCGGAGACGCAAGUGACGUAACGAUUGUAGGAGAAUCAGCAGGAUCUGUAUCCGUGUCACUCCUCACAUUGAGUGCAGAGACAAAGGGACUGUUCACCAGGGCUUAUUCCGCCAGUGGAGUGGCCAUGUCAAUUAUUACCGACUACAGAAACAGUGACAGCAUCAUUAUGUCCCUGGCUAAAUCUCUCAACUGCUGGAACAGAACCGAAGCGUUAAAAUUAGAUGCAAAUACGUCUGUGGAAGUCAUUCGUUGCCUUCGAGCCCGCCCAGCUUCGGACUUCACACGAAUUCAAUUCGCCGAUAUCUCAAGACCUAUCUACAUACCUUGGGCAGAUGGCGUGUUCAUCCCUAGAUCUCCGAGGGAUCUUUUGAAAGACACGAACUAUUUGGAAAGUAUAGGAUUUUACGACAGGAGAUAUCUGUACAGCGUGACCAACAACGAAAAAUCUGUGCUUGCUGGAUUUUUAAAUGCAGCCAGGACCUCUAUCUACAGUAACAAAAGCCUCACGGGGGAGGAAGCAGAAAAAAUUUGGCAAAGAACUCUAUCAACUUCAACAAAAACAUCUGUGUAUGACAUACGGGGAGCAGAUCAGGCAACGGAUAACGUUAUUGGCUCAGCUCUACAGUGGUAUUCAGCCAGGCUUUUCCCACCCUACGACGUCUACGAACUUCAAGCGGAUGUGACCUUUUUUAUCCCCACUUUUGAUUUUCUCAACGCCAUAGCCAAAAGCGGGCGGACGUCCUCCUGGCUCCUGUAUUUCAACCACUAUCCCAAGCAUAUCGUAUCUGAUACCAAAGGAAGUCCACACGGAUUAGACCUGGCGUAUUGGUUUGACGCCGAUGAGGCAACGUUGGAUCGCCGUUCAAUUGAGAAGUUUGAUGAUGAGGAUGUGAAUUUAAAGAAAGUCUUUUCCAGCAUUGUAGCAAAUUUCGUUAAAUUUGGGUGA
Lymnaea stagnalis (great pond snail) is the source of this 1236-nucleotide messenger RNA. The record is from the annotation of a GenBank genome assembly. NCBI's taxonomy places the organism in Eukaryota, Metazoa, Mollusca, Gastropoda, Lymnaeidae.